Molecule: messenger RNA, 1279 nt
Organism: Anopheles merus
Lineage: Eukaryota; Metazoa; Arthropoda; Insecta; Diptera; Culicidae
Product: carboxypeptidase B-like
Exons: 2
Coding region: 11-1045 (344 amino acids)
Biological process (GO): proteolysis
Molecular function (GO): zinc ion binding; metallocarboxypeptidase activity
Source: RefSeq, a predicted model, not a curated record
CCCAUGUAAUAUGGCUAAAAAACUUCCAUUGCUAAGCAGCCAGUCCGUUGCACUAAUGUUGCUUUUACUUGUUACCAUAACCAGUAUACCGGGAUUUCUAGCAAUACCAGGCGAUCUUCCGCGUGAGUGCUACAAUAGGACUUUUGCAGAUGAAUUCAACGUGUUCGAUUUCUUUUUAUCGUAUGAAGAUACUCAACUAUGGUUAGACGCACUAGCUACGGAAAAUCCUGAAAAGUGUCAACUACAAAAGCUCGAAGAAACGUACGAAGGUCGUAAUGUAAGCGCCAUCGUUAUCAACUACAAUCUCCCGAAAAAGAUCAUCGUGAUAGGAAAUCUUCAGGCCCGCGAGUGGGUUGGCAUGACUUCCGCCGUCUACAUAAUUCACGAGCUGAUACUCAACGCUGGUAACUACCCGGAUGCGAACAAAUUUCAAUGGAUCAUAGUCCCGAUGCCAAAUCCGGACGGGUACGAGUUCAGCCGAGAGCAUGAUCGAAAGUGGAACAAGAAUCGUUCACCUCAGAGCAAUGCAAACUUUGGCGUGAAUCUGGAUGGUAAUUUUAACAACCAGUGGAAUGUCAACGGCAAUCCAUCACGCGCCGAUCCUGCGGGAAGGGUAUACCGUGGUCCGGCCCCGUUUUCCGAACCGGAAACAAGAGCUCUUCGGGAUCUUAUGCACAACCAUAUCGACGCUGUUCUGCUCGUCGAUUUGCAAGGGUUCGGCCAGCUUAUCCUCAUGCCGUGGUCGUGGACGGAGGAGCCAGCACCGAACGCGGACCGUACGAGAGCCAUUGCAAUUGCUGGUAGCGCUGCAAUCUUCGAACAGACACAACAAUUUUUUGAUGUUGGAAUAGCAUCCGAUUAUUUCCCAUUUGCCUACGGUGUGUGUCAUGAUUAUUGCAAUGCAAUUGGGGUAAAAACAUGUCUCACAUUGAGGCAGACCAUGCAGGAAUACGAAAUAUCGACGGAUCAAAUCAUAUUGUUUGGCCAGGAAGCAUUCGCUGCCAUUCAUGCCAUGGCCGAAAAGUCCAAUUUAAGUAAUAUCUAAAGUCAGGCCAGGCAAAAUUUCCGUUGUUGCACAGUCAAAAAAAGUUUUCUGCGUAAAAGUACGUCCUAUUCCGAGGAAAAUAUUUAAUGAUAAAUAAAUUAUACACCUGUAACUAGAACGACGUAACCACAAUGCCAAAAUAUCAUAACUAAAUACAACGCCAAUAACGUUGUACUGCAGAAAAGGCUAAUACGAUCUACAAACAAAUAAAAAAUAAAUAAAGAAUAAAGCAUA